This is a messenger RNA of Vicia villosa (hairy vetch), 2740 nucleotides long. RefSeq lists its product as uncharacterized. Gene Ontology annotation, molecular function: double-stranded DNA binding. The transcript has 2 exons. Bases 197 to 1360 code for a protein of 387 amino acids. Gene Ontology annotation, biological process: chloroplast organization; regulation of DNA-templated transcription. NCBI's taxonomy places the organism in Eukaryota, Viridiplantae, Streptophyta, Magnoliopsida, Fabales, Fabaceae. The record is from RefSeq and is a predicted model, not a curated record. Gene Ontology annotation, cellular component: chloroplast.
ACCAAAGCAAGCUCCACCAUGAAGUCACCAUUUUCGCCACCCAGCAGAAGAACAAACAAACUUGAGGUAUUACCAAUCCGAUAGACAAAAAUAAAACAAUUGUAUUCCACUUCAUUCCAUUGAAUUUGAACCCUUCAUAUUUCUUUCGAACAAUUUCUCAGCAUUAUUCUUUCAAUUUUCACUCCAUCAAUCAAUCAUGUUCAACUUCAAUAGAACCCUAAUCUAUCUCAAAACCGUAACACCACUAUCCCCAAACCCUAAUCCUCUUUUCCAUCCCUACCCAUCACUCUUCUCUCUUCAUUUCUGCACCAACACUUCCGAUUCAAUCUCAUUUGCAGUCUCCUACCUCAUCCAUAAUUUCGGAUUCUCCCCACAACCUGCUUCCAAACUUUGCUCCAAUUACCGUCUUCAAUUCAACACAUCCCAAAACCCUGACUCUGUUCUCACAUUCUUCAGAAACCACAAUUUCUCACAUUCACAACUCCGUCAUAUUGUUGAAAAAGCAACAUGGCUACUUUCCUGCAACCCCUCCAAAAGGGUCUUACCAAAGUUUCAAUUUUUACUCUCCAAAGGCGCUUCUAACUCCGACAUUGUUAACCUCGUCAGUAAGAACCCUAGAGUCUUGUCUCCUAGCUUGAAGAGUCAUAUAGUCCCAACCUAUGAAUUGGUUUACAGAUUCUUGCAAUCUGACAAGGACACUCUUGCUUGUGUCUUUCACAAUCCAAGUUUACUUAUUGAACAUAUUUUUUCAUAUAAUAUUAGAAUGUUGAUUGAGAAUCGAGUGUCUGACUCAAAUAUUGCAAGAUUGCUUCGCGUCCGGAGUCGUACAUUGUCAACACUUAACCUGGAGAAGUUAUUGGAGGAAUUACAGGGUUUGGGAUUUGAUCUUUCAAAAAUAAAAUUCAGCAUAGCUUUGAUUGCGAAAACAUCGGUAACCAAAACCAGGUGGAAGGAGAAAGUUGAUACCUUUAAGAAAUGGGGUUGGUCUGAUGAAGACGUCGCUGAAGCAUUUAAGAAGCAACCUUAUUGUAUGUUAACAUCCAUUGAUAAGAUUAAUUUAGUGAUGAAUUUUUGGGUCAAUCAGCUGGGUUGGGAUGCUAUGGCUAUUGCAAAAUCGCCAGGUAUUUUAUUGUUAAGUUUGGAAAAAAGGAUCAUUCCGAGGGCCAUAGUUGUGCAAUUUCUUCUCGAUAAAGGUUUGAGAAAUAUGAGUGCAUGCUUAACUAGUCCAUUUUUUGUGCACGAGAAGAUGUUUCUUAGUAAGUUUAUAAAAUGUUUUGAGAAUGAGUCUUCUUAUCUACUAGAGUUGUAUGAGAAAAAACUCAAUCUUGCAUACACCUCGGACACAACUUGUAUGUCGUGAUUAUAUUUUAAGAAGUUACGGUGAUAAGAAGCGGUGUGAGAAUGACACACAAGAACAUGAAGAAAAGAAUGCAAGUAUCCUCAAAUUGUUGCGUGAUCAGAUGGAUUAUGUCAUGAUUCAAAUUUCAACAUGUAAACAAAGGAGUGACUCCUUGAAAAUAUUGCAUUGCGAUCAGAUUGGAUCGUGGUGUGAUUUGUGAAUCACUCAGAAAUGCCACAUAUGAUUAAUGAUGAAUCGCGGAGCGACCAUGUAGUAUCAUGACGCGAUUAUGUUAUAAAAAUACCUUAGGAUAUAUACGCUAAACUUAUGCCAAAUGAUAGGGGUUCCAGACUUGAAUUGAAGAACAAUAUUUGUUUAGUGUUUAUGGAGUCAAGUGGAAGCCUUUUCACCAUUGAAGUUCACUUAUAUUCUUGAAUGAUUCAUGUAUUAUUUCUCAAACCUUGUUAUCAUGUUUAUGGAGCCAAGUGGAAGUCUUUUAACCAUUGAAGCUCACUUAUCUUGUAUGAUUCGUGUAUUAUUCCUCAAAAUUGUUAUUAUGUUUAAUUGUGUUAUGAGUAAUUAAACAUACUUUUGUGAGCGAUGCAUAUUUGAUCUUUGAAAUAACCUUGUACUUUUGGAGGCAGCUGUUGAUUUAAUAUAUUAUUUUUAUGAUAUUUAUCUAAUGUCUAUACUUAAUUAUUUUUAUUGAAUGAUUUCCAAUAAAUUAAUUUAUGAUUUAUUGUAUGAAGUAGGAGUGCAAUUUAUAAACGCUUUGAAAUAGAUAUUCUAGUUUAUCACCCACCUAAGAAUAGAUGCGGAUCCUUGAAACUCAUGUAUUCAUGUUGAUGUUAAACUUAAGAAAAUUUCCAUGAUUUACUACAAAAUCCUCAUGUUCACCCGGGAUAAAUCUUCCACAACAAAAAAUUAUUGUACAGGGAAAAAUUAGUGUUACUUUGGUCUUCCUCCUAAAUUUCAACCUUAUUAUAAGAAUAUCAUUGUUCUGUUGUAGGGGUCAUUCAAGAUUCUUCAAAUUUGGUAUUUUGGGAAUCCAUAAAAUAAGAUAGACUUUUGUAGCUUCUUGUAAGGUGUUCCACCAAAACUAAACAUCAAAAUUUAUUACUUGCGAGCCUCUUACGACCCUUUUGGUUCUUACUAGGGGUGUUCAAAAUCAAACCGGCUCAAUAGAAAAUCGCAAAACCAAACCAAACCAAAACUGCAAAAAACCGCAUUUGGUUCGGAUGUGUUUAUGCCGUUUUUUUAACAAACCGCGCGGUUCGGUUUGCGGUUUGUAUUUUACAAACCGAACCAAACCGCAUAAUGUUACAAUUCCCAAAUUAAAUUAACUUAUAUCCAUCUCAAACUCAAACCUAUUAUGCCUUAGUCUUACGAUUACGAAUGAUU